Molecule: messenger RNA, 1986 nt
Organism: Fonsecaea nubica
Lineage: Eukaryota; Fungi; Ascomycota; Eurotiomycetes; Chaetothyriales; Herpotrichiellaceae
Exons: 2
Coding region: 1-1986 (661 amino acids)
Biological process (GO): ribosomal large subunit biogenesis
Cellular component (GO): nucleolus
Molecular function (GO): GTPase activity; RNA binding; GTP binding
Source: RefSeq, a predicted model, not a curated record
AUGAAGACCACUUGGAAGGAUAUUGCACCGGUUCCUACCUCUCAGGAAUUUAUAGACAUUGUCCUUAGCCGCACACAGCGUCGGCUACCUACUCAGAUUCGUGCAGGCUUCAAAAUUAGCCGAAUUAGAGGUUUUUACACAAGAAAAGUCAAGUUCACGUCCGAAACAUUCUGCGAAAAGUUGCAAGCCAUCCUCGAAGGAUUUCCUCGACUCCAAGAUAUUCACCCCUUCCACAAAGACCUCCUCAAUACUCUCUACGAUGCCGACCAUUUCAAAAUCGCCCUAGGCACGUUGUCCACUGCCAAAAGGCUGAUAGAAACAGUGUCUCGAGACUACGUGCGGCUCCUCAAGUACGCCCAGUCGUUGUUCCAAUGCAAGUCUCUCAAGAGAGCGGCCCUAGGCCGGAUGGCCACAAUCUGCAAAAGACUGAAAGACCCUCUGGUGUAUCUGGAACAAGUGCGACAACAUCUUGGACGAUUGCCGAGCAUAGAUCCUAACACUCGAACACUGCUCAUCUGUGGCUAUCCAAAUGUGGGGAAAUCGAGUUUCUUGAAAUCGAUCACCCGAGCGGACGUCGAUGUUCAACCCUACGCUUUCACCACCAAGUCACUCUUUGUUGGACAUUUCGACUACAAAUAUCUCAGAUUUCAAGCCAUUGACACACCAGGAAUCCUCGAUCACCCAUUAGAAGAGAUGAACACUAUCGAAAUGCAGUCCAUUACCGCUAUCGCACAUUUGAGGUCUGCCAUUCUGUACUUUAUGGAUCUCUCAGAACAGUGUGGCUACUCAGUCUCUGCACAGAUGGCGCUUUUCAAUUCGAUCAAACCCCUCUUUGCCAACAAGCUUGUUUUCAUCGUAGUGAACAAGACCGAUGUCAUGAAACCGGAGGACUUGGAUCCCGAGACCCAGCAAGAACUGAAGGAUCUGUUGACUCAAAACGCCAACACCGAACUUCUUCAGUUGUCAUGCGUCACCAACGAAGGGGUUCAAGAGGUGAAGAACACGGUCUGCGAUCGAUUGAUUGCAGAUCGGGUGGCAGCAAAACUUAAAGCUGGACAAGCCGCACAGUCCGCUACCUCAGAUGCGCCCACAGGCCGCUUAGGCGAUCUCCUUGCGCGAAUUCAUGUGGCCAGGCCAUUGGAAGGCUCGGUGAGCGAGACAUACAUCCCAGAGGCCGUCAGAAACGGUACCCACCAAAAAUACGACAAAUCAGAUCCCGAUAGACGGAAACUCGAGCGUGAUAUUGAAGAGGAAAAUGGAGGUGCAGGGGUCUAUAAUAUCGAUCUGAAGAAGUUUUACGAUCUUGCUGUCCCAGAAUGGAAGCAUGAUAAGAUUCCCGAGUUCUUCAAUGGCAAGAACAUUGCCGACUAUGUCGAUCCCGAUAUUGAACAGAGGCUCGCAGAACUGGAGGCCGAAGAAGAGAAGUUGACAGCUGAAGGAUUCUACGACGAGAGCGACAGCAUGGAAGAUGAAGAUGACGCCGACAUCCGUAUGAAAGCGGACUUGAUCCGCAACAAGAAGACGCUAAUGAUGAAUGAGGCGCGCAUGAAGAAGAGUCUGAAGAACAAAGCUCAAAUACCACGGGUCAAGAAAUCCAGGACAGUUGGGCAAAUGGAGAAGCACUUUACCUCCAUCGGCCUUGACGCAUCGGCCCCCGCUGACCGAGCAAGAGCAGAGAUUCGUAACGCCAAACCUGCGUCCGUCGCCGCCGAUGAGAUGGAAUUGGACGAUACACCCUCUGCGAGACUAGCGAAGUCACUGUCCAGAGCGCCAAAGACAAACAGGCUGACGGAUGGCUUGGGUGUGAGUGCGACAGGAGUGACAGACCCUGCAAAGAGCGAAAAGGCCCAACGUAUGGCAAAACUGAGCCAACGGAAGAUGAACCGCAUGGCCAGACAAGGCGAGGCAGAUCGUCACGAGACGGCAUCGCUACCAGCCCACUUGAUCAAGGGCAAGAGGAAGAUGGGGAAGACGCGAUCCAGGUAA